Messenger RNA from Striga asiatica, 1383 nucleotides. The record is from the annotation of a GenBank genome assembly. Lineage: Eukaryota; Viridiplantae; Streptophyta; Magnoliopsida; Lamiales; Orobanchaceae.
AAAAUAGCGCGGGAAACCGAAACCUCCAGAUAAUCUGUAAUAAUCGCAAAUCAACACUCACACAUAGUACGCGCUCUGAUUGCGAAAAUGGAAAUAUCGACACUGCCAAUUUCUGCUUCGCACAGAGGAAAGCUGAUAUCAGCAGGCUACACUUCUCUCUCGUCUCUAUCUUCCAUAUCUCAUUCCAAGCUAGCUCAAGAUUUGAAGAUUACGGAAAACGAGGCGGUGGAGAUUCUGACAGCUUGUUCGGCAAGAAAUGGGCUGAGCAAAAUUGAGAAUGGAAGUCACGCGAUUGUGAAUGGAGCACAAACAGCAUGGGAUAUCUUGCACGAGGAAGAAUCUUCUGUAUGCAUCACCACUUCUUCCUCGGAUUUGGAUGAAAUUCUUGGCGGAGGAAUUCGUUGUAAAGAAGUUACUGAAAUUGGUGGAGUUCCGGGCAUCGGUAAAACGCAGCUUGGGAUUCAACUGGCAGUAAAUGUUCAAAUUCCAGCUGACUACGGUGGCCUUGGGGGAAAAGCGAUUUAUAUAGACACAGAAGGAAGUUUCAUGGUCGAGCGUGUUCGGCAAAUAGCUGAGGCUUGUGCCGAGGACAUGCUGGAAUACAAUAGCUUGCUGAGGAAGGAUUCUCAAGCCUGUCGAGUGGACAAACAGGCAGACUCUUUUAUGGAAAAUAUAUUCUACUUUCGCACUUGCACUUACACCGAGCAAAUUGCUGUGGUCAAGGUUGUCAUUAUUGAUAGCAUCACUUUCCACUUUCGUCAAGAUUUCGAGGACAUGGCUCUCAGGACUCGACUACUUUCAGGAAUUGCACUGAAACUGAUGAAACUAGCCAAGAAGUUUAAUUUGGCAGUAGUUCUAUUAAAUCAAGUCACCACAAAGUACUACGAAGGUUCAUUUCAGUUGACUCUAGCUCUCGGUGAUAGCUGGGCACAUGCUUCUACAAAUCGGGUCAUUCUCUACUGGAAUGGCAACGAGAGGCAUGCAUAUAUUGACAAAUCACCCUCCAUGAAAGCAGCUUCAGCUCCUUAUGCAGUGACUGGUAGAGGUAUUCGAAAUUCAUCCUCGAACUGUAAGAGAGUUAAAUUGAUGUAGGCUUUGUUUUGCUGAACGAGCCAUGAAAGUUAGUUCUUGCUUAUGGUGUAAUCAUGGAGUGUGUCUAAGAAUGCAAGAGGCAUAAUAUAAUGAGAAAAAUGGAAAGUUACUUUUUUCAUUGAUGGUGAUAAGCUUGUCUUGUGUUCUUUAGAAAAAAGAAUUGAUUUGUGACGGUCGAUCUACAUUACAGUCGGGCUGUAUAAUGUUCUUGUAGUUAUUUUUUCUUUUGUUAAAACAAAUGGAAUCCACCAAUCUAGUAAAAAUUCAACUGGGAAACACUUAGAGUUGCAG